Ceutorhynchus assimilis (cabbage seed weevil) is the source of this 1344-nucleotide messenger RNA. The record is from the annotation of a GenBank genome assembly. Lineage: Eukaryota; Metazoa; Arthropoda; Insecta; Coleoptera; Curculionidae.
AUGUCAAAUCUAGACGUGUGUUACUUGGAAAGGGCUUUAGUGUUUCUAAAAAAAUAUCAAUGGAUAUUUAAUUUUAGAAACACUGAUGUGUUAACAAAAGAUGUUCUUGCCAAUUUACCAAAAGAUUGGGCUGAGUACUUUAAUGGUAUUAAUGUAGACAAUUUACAUGGUUUAGUUAAAGGAAAUCUAGAGGACUCUGCUCCUCUAGAUUUUAAAUAUUUGAUAGACGAAAUUAAUGAAUUAAACUGUAAACAAACUUGUGAGACAGUGGAAAGUGUCGAAAGUGUUUCAUAUAAAUGCACUGGCUUAACUCAAAAGAAAGUUCACGAAAUAACACUUCUUGCACCUGUUAUUAACGAAAUUUGCCAAGAGACCAAAUGUGAUUUAAUUGUCGAUAUUGGAUCAGGUUUCGGCCAUUUACCCCAUAUGUUGUUUGAAAAAUACCACUAUCCAGUUCUAGCAUUAGAAGUAUCAAAUAAAUUAAUACAAACAGCCUUAGAAAACCAAACAAAACUGAAACCCGCUUCAAAAGGGCACGUUAUAUUUAAAGAAGUAUUUGUAAAUAAAUCAUCAGCGGGUUGUAUUGAAGAAUUAGUUGAAGAAAAUUUUGGCCCGGACAAAAAAAUAUGCCUAACAGGUCUUCAUGCUUGUGCGGAUUUAAGCGUUGAAGUCCUGAAGCUUUUCAGUCGAAUUUCCAAAGCAAGUGCUCUAGUGAUCAUGCCAUGUUGCUACCAUAGAAUGAAUACCGAUUUUAAAAACUUCCCUGCAAGUUCUUUAGGGAAAAAAUUGUUUGAUAAAUAUCAGGCUUAUGGAUUUACUGGAGAAGCGUUUUUGAGGCUGGCUUGUCAACAAACUAGUGGAACUUUUAUUAGGAUGUCGAAGGAAGAACACGAAAAACAUGCACAGCAAUGUAUGCAUAGGGCUGUAUUGCAAUUGGUUGCAGAAAUGGAAAACUGUACGUUACGAAGACUUAAACGAAAAUCGGGGAAAUCAAACGCGCUAGACAUCGACGUCGGUUUCCAAGACUAUUUGAAUAAUUUGGAAACAACGCAUCAGCUUGUGGGACGGGAUCCAAAUAAACGAAUUAAAGUUACCGACGAAACCUUUCGUAGGAAAAUGUAUGAAAAAUGGACCGAACACAAAAAUGAAUGCUGGCAGGUCGAAGUUUUAAUGGGGCUUCAGGCGGCCAUUCAGGGCAUAUGUGAAAAUGUCGUUUUACUCGAUAGAGUCGAGUUUCUAAAGGAGAAAGGAAUUCGUUGUUAUAAUAGAAAAAUAACAAAUGACUGUAUCUCGCCACGAUGUUGGGCUUUGAUUGCUAUGAAAAGUUUCCCUUCUUAGUUCCAC